Molecule: messenger RNA, 5553 nt
Organism: Synchiropus splendidus (mandarinfish)
Lineage: Eukaryota; Metazoa; Chordata; Actinopteri; Syngnathiformes; Callionymidae
Gene: rev1
Product: REV1 DNA directed polymerase
Exons: 21
Coding region: 269-4045 (1258 amino acids)
Biological process (GO): error-free translesion synthesis; error-prone translesion synthesis
Cellular component (GO): nucleus
Molecular function (GO): DNA-directed DNA polymerase activity; deoxycytidyl transferase activity; damaged DNA binding
Source: RefSeq, a predicted model, not a curated record
CCACGGCGGCAGAGGAAGCAGGGCGCAGGCGGUAGGAAUGGAGAGCGGAGCCGCAGGGAGAGAGAGACCAGGCAUCAUGACUAACCGCGGGGAUCUGAGGUCAGCGUGAGCCGGGGCUCCUGAGUGGAAGGCGGUCCGGACUGUGGAGUCCAGCCUGGCGACGGAACCACCGCGACCUCGUCUGGCCAGCGCAGACACGGCGACUCUACUGGACUCGAGUCUGCGGGAAAGUCCAGCCACCAAGUGACCGGAUCUAAGGUCGAUCAGCAUGAGUCGAGAUGCUUGGUCAAAGAAGAGAGCCAAAGCCAGUGAUGACAAUGGUUGGCAGGAGAGGGGCGGCUACAUGGCAGCGAAGAAGUCCAAACUGGAGGAGCAGUUCAAACUUGAUGCUCCCAAAGAGAAACAGAAAGAAGGAACCUGCUCCAAGAUUUUUAGCGGAGUGUCCAUUUACGUCAACGGAUACACAGAUCCCAGUGCAGAUGAGCUUCGCAGGAUCAUGAUGCUGCACGGCGGACAGUUCCACGUCUACUACUCGCGCUUCAAAACCACACACAUCAUCGCUAAUAACUUGCCUAACAGCAAAAUCCAGGACUUGAAAGAGCAAAAAGUGAUCCGGCCUGAUUGGAUCACGGACAGCGUCAAGGCUGGGCGUCUGCUGCCGUGGCUGGAGUACCAGUUGUAUGCCAAACAUAAAGGACCUCUAUUCCGUGGAGUGAAGGUGCAGGAGCAGUCUUCCUCCAGCCAUCAGAACAGCUCUGUCCCCAAACAAGGAAGCCCUCACAAUCAUGUAGCUGACCAGCAGGUCGCUUCUGAGCGCAGACAGAGUGCUCAUUUACAAACCCAGUUGCCGUCUCAUUCAGAGCCGGUGAAGCCCACGCAUAAGCCUCAGCUGUCGGCUCUCACAACACCUCAUUCAAGUCUGCAGCAGCAGAAAAAAGAUCAACCGGAACCUCGGAGCAGCGUGUCCUGCAUCUCUCCACAGGGAUCCUGCAGCGAGAAGCUAAAUGGAUUGUUUCCAACCUCGACGAUGGAUUCAGCAGUGAAUAAUAUGCAGGAGUGCAGGACAGACGCGUCGCCUCCUCUGACCAAUGGACAUGCUCCUCAUGUAAACGGUGCCUUAAACUCGGAGGACUUGUCUCCUGUUGAGUCGACCACCAUGCAAGUUUCAAAUAUAAAACCGGAUCCAUACGAGUUUCCGAGCAGUCCCCCAAAACCGUCCCCCGUCUGUCAAGAGCCAGGCAGCCAGGAAGAAGUCACAGAAGCCAUAAAAGCAACCGAAGGCCAAACACCCUCGCAACUUCACACCUCCUCUCUGUCUCCGGCGUUUCAUUCACGUCCUCCCAUCCGGAUAAACGGAAGUCACCACAAUGCCUUGUCAUCGUACCCCGUCUCUGUGGCUGAGGUGGCGGUCAAACCUCAUCCUCCCACUGAUCGGAUGCCGUCUUCUGAGGCUCAACUGCUGGCACAAACGGGCGGCUUGAUUUCGGAGUUCUACUCGCACUCGCGAUUGCAUCAGAUCUCCACGUGGAGGACUGGAUUUUCCGAGUACGUCAACGAACUGCACAGCAAGCGGAAGUCCACCUCAAGCACUUCCUUCCCAGGGAAAGAAAAACUGAGGAAGCUGAUGGCCCAGCGAUCGACAGGCAGUCAAGGAGCGCCUGCUGUCAAGUCUUGUAUUUUUCAUGUGGACAUGGACUGUUUCUUCGUCUCGGUUGGGAUCCGCCACCGACCAGACCUCAAAGGAAAGCCUGUAGCCGUUACCAGCAACCGUGGGCAGACCAAGGUCCCUGCCCGCCCGGGGACCGACCCCCAGCUGGAACGACAGUUGUUCCAGAAGAAAUUCCCUCCGGCUCAACCAGAUGAAGACGAUCUGGAUCACAGCGGCGACGCUCCUGCUAACGGAGUGGACACCGAAGCAACACUUUCAAUGGCUGAGAUUGCCUCCUGCAGUUACGAGGCCAGGCAGGCUGGCGUGAGGAACGGAAUGUUUUUCGGCAAAGCUAAGCAGCUGUGCCCGACCCUGCAGUCGGUCCCGUAUGAUUUCGACGCGUAUAAAGAGGUGGCGCUCACCAUGUACGAGACUCUGGCUGGCUACACACACGACAUUGAGGCUCUCAGCUGUGACGAAGUCCUGAUUGACACCACAGCUCUUCUGGGGGAACUGGUCAUCAGCCCAGAGGACCUGGCCAGAGCCAUCAGAGCCGACAUCAAGGAGAAGACCGGCUGCUGUGCUUCAGUUGGAAUGGGCUCCAACAUCUUACUGGCUCGACUCUCCACACGGAAAGCAAAACCUGAUGGACAGUACUUUCUGAAGUCAGAGGAGGUGGAUGAUUUUAUAAGGGACCUCUCAGUGACCAGUUUACCAGGUGUGGGACCCGUGAUGGGCAGAAAGCUGGCUGCGUUUGGAGUGCGGACUUGUGGAGACCUCCAACAGGUUUCCCUGUCUCAGCUGCAAAAGAAGUUUGGACCACGAACAGGUCAAACCCUCUUCCGGUUCUGCCGAGGGCUCGACGACCGCCCUGUCCGUUACGAAAAGGAAAGGAAGUCGGUCUCGGCAGAGAUGAAUUACAACAUCCGCUUCAAGAAGGUGGACGAGACCGAGUGUUUUCUGUCCAAUCUAUCCAUGGAGGUGCAGAAACGGUUGCAAGAUGCCGGACUUCGAGGUCGCAGAGUCACACUCAAGGUCAUGGUUCGCAAGGAAGGAGCGCCAGUGGAGCCGUCGAAAUACGGGGGCCACGGGAUAUGCGAUCACCUCGCCAAGACUGUGAUGCUGGCUCAGUCCACCGACAGCGGUCAACUCAUUGCUGCCGCCGUCAUAAAGCUUUUCCACACAAUGAAGCUGCGGGUGGAGGACUUGAGAGGGAUCGGCAUCCAGGUUCAACUGCUUGAGGGGAAUCAGAGGGUCUGUCACAACGCCAACGGGCUGCGGACUCGCUCCAUCAAAGACCUUCUACUCGGACCCAGUAACCGAGACACGGCGAGCCGUCAGGAAAAGUCUUCCCCAGUCACCCCAUCCUCCAGCUCCCUCCACCACCCAGGACCCGAGCCACAGCCAGGAACCAGCAGAGAGAAGAACCAGUGCGUCCAAACGCCAAAACAAUCGCGGAAACAUCUCAACUUCAGCAUCGAAGUUCCCUCGCCGUCGCAGGUGGACCGUUCUGUUUUGGAUGCUCUUCCAGCUGAGCUCAGAGAGCAGGUGGAGCAGUCGUGGACCUUUAGAGACGUGAGACCAAAUCACCACCAUUUACCAAGUCUGCAGGAACAAAGACCUCCGAGUCCACCAAAGAGCCGUCCACCUUCUCCACCUCCAGCCUCUGGUCCUGCCCGAACGCUUGUUCUUCAGUUCCCUAACCAGCCAGACAACCCAGGACUCGUCCUGCAGCUCCCCAACUUCUCACAGGUGGAUCCAGAGGUUUUCGCUGCUCUUCCAAAAGAGCUCCAAGAGGAACUGAAGUCGGCCUACAGCCACGUAACCAACAACCAGCCUCAAGUUAAAACCUGUGCUGCGGAGCCCAAGAAUCCGCUGCUGCAGCUCAAACAGUCCGUUGGUCGAGUGAAACGGCGCUACAAGAGGAAGAACGUCAGCCCUGCGAAAAGAAACCCUUCUCCUCUGAAGAAGCACAGCCCGAAGAAAACGCUGCCUCCGCUGAAACCUCGCGAGCCGGUCAACACAAUCAAGACUGAAAACGCUGCCUCCACGUCGUCAGCGGAGCAGGAGGAACCAGAGUCCGUGGCCAAGUUCAACCCACUUCCGGCUCCUGCACUGGCCGGCGCCUCCGACCUGGCGGAUAUUAAGACUCUGCUGCGAGAGUGGGUGACCACGAUCGCAGACCCCAUGGAGGAGGACAUCCUGCAGGUGGUGAAGUACUGCACUGACCUGGUGGAGUAUAAAGACCUGGAGCAGCUGGAUUUGAUUGUCAAGUACAUGAAAAGACUCAUGCAGCAGUCGGUGGAGUCCGUCUGGAGCAUGGCUUUCGACUUCAUCCUGGACAACGUGCAGGUGGUUCUGCAGCAAGUUUACGGUAGCACACUGAAGCUGACAUGAAGACGGAAGUCACGUCAGGAAUGGUUAAGAACUCUGAAUGUUAAGCUCCGGAAGUGUUACAAAAGCCAUGGCAGUAUUGGUUCAGUGUGUCCAGGAGAGACACACAAGCAUUUACAAUCCAAAACCCCUAACAAUUGUAUCUUAGCAAACUUUGAAUAAUGCAGCUUUUCAAACGGUUGUUUUAUAAAGACGUUUUUGUCAACAGUGUUUUACUAUUUCUUACACCCACACGUGUGAUAUCCCUGUAAGUAGAGAUUUUCUACCGCAUCGUGUCAACGACCCAAAUUGUAACUUCCAUUUCAUCAUGUUCUUUGAUGCUUCGUGCCACACCAAACCUGUGAAAGUCCUUUCUUAUGUUACAAAAAUCAAAAGUGCCAAAUCCCAUCCCGCCAUGUAAAUAGUGUUUUUAAAGAUUGAAAAAAACGAUAAACCUGUGGAAGAUUUACCUCUGGUAUUGUUUACAUGUAGUCAAUUCUUAGUAAUCGUUUCUACGCUUCUUAUGCAGGUCAACACUUCAAAGACACGUUUUUGAGUUGUGUUGCUUUGAAAAUGUAGUUCUGAAAGAAAGUUGACGCUCUGAGGGCAUGUGCUGUUUAAGGAGUCAGAUAGAGAAAAGACAAUAAAAAAAUUGAUCAGUCAAAAGCAGACUGUUAAUAAAACAAUAGCAGUCUAACAUGGAAGUAAAGAUGAUGUGUGUAAAAAUCUGAAGCCUAAGAUCAUAUUUAAGCAGUGUUGGCGCUACUUAAUAAAAAGCACUUGAUGUAGAUACGUUUUUUUUUUUCUCUUUUAGCACUAUCUGGAUAUUGCAAAUCAUAGUAGCCUAUGCAGUUCAAUUUUUAAAAUUGGCUUUUGUACGAGAGCUUGUCGAGAAGUGUGAAGAUAGAUGCAGCAUUGGGUCUAGUUUCUAAUGUAGAAAGUUCCUAAGGCAUCUUCUGCAACGCUACUAAAUCCAAAAUUCGCCACGUUCCUUCCACUUUGCUUUAACUGUGAUCACAUUUGACCCAACAUACACACUCGUGCUGCGUCAAGACAACUUCUCAAAUGUUAUGUAGAUGCCAGUAGUCGCAGUCUGUCAGAGCCUCGCUUACUUUACUGAAUGUAGUGAUGAGACGUGAUCUACGGCUCAAUGUUUCAAACUUAAAAGGCCUUCCCAAAAACAGUUUGAACUGGAACGUGGUGUAAGAUGACGCGUCCAUAUUCGGCUGCUUUCGUUCCUUCACAGGCAUUUGCAGUGUUGAGUAAGUCACGUUUUGCUUCAGCUCAGCUCAAAGAUUUUUAGCUUUGUAAUGUACCUUGUUUUCUCAAUUCAUGGCUUCGUCCUGAGUGUGUACGGUUUCACCGAAAGGUUUGGACAAUAUGCAAAACCGAUCUGUCAUUUGUUCAGAUGAAUGUGAUUGAGAUUGUUGCUCUUCCUCACUUGUCACAACCUUCUAAAUGAGUAAGGGCCGUGUGAUCUGGCUCGUGCCUGAAGACCUGAAGCUGUGAACGUUUUCCAAGUCUUGAUAAUA